AUGGCUCCCGUGCUCGCUCUUCCCCAACCAAUGGUCAUCUCCGACUCCACGAAACAGAAAGCGACCCAACUUUGUGGAACAGAUGACAGCAUCGUGCUCACAGAUACUCCCUGGAUCAUCUACAACAUGUUCUACAACGCCGCGCAGUCGAAGGGGACGCAAUGCACGAACUACGACCACGUUUCCACCUCCUUGAGCGGCGGCAAGGAGAUAGUUUGGAGUGCCGUCACAAACAUCGACUACGUAUCCAGCACAUCCAACAUCCCCAAAGGCUACUCCUUCAUCGGCCUUACGCAGAAUCUCGAAACUAAACUCUCGGCGAUUGAUUCCAUUCCAGCGACAUAUGAAUGGACGCGCACGAACAGUACAGCCUACAAAGGAAACAUCUGCCUCGACUUCAUGACAUCCGACACUAAGGGUGACUCUACAUCCUCCUCUGCACAGGAGUUGAUGCUCUGGCUCAAUUACACAGGUGGUCAGCUGCCGAUCGGGUGGCCUACUCCUGUCGCCACGGUGUCCUCUCUCUAUGGAACGAGCUGGAAGCUGUACCAGGGAAAGAAUGACGAUACAGGGAUUACGGUCAGCUCGUUGUUGCCGGAUACGCAAUUUGGAGGGAGUUGGGAGGGUGAUGUGAAGGACUGGUUGGAGGCUUUGGUCAAGCUUGAUGUGUUUGGUGCGGAUACGUAUGUCAACGUUGGCAAUGCGGGGACGGAGUACUUCUAUGGGAAUGCGGCCGUGAAUGCGACUGUGGGCUUGCAGAUUAACUUGUAG
Molecule: messenger RNA, 771 nt
Organism: Didymosphaeria variabile
Lineage: Eukaryota; Fungi; Ascomycota; Dothideomycetes; Pleosporales; Didymosphaeriaceae
Exons: 1
Coding region: 1-771 (256 amino acids)
Biological process (GO): polysaccharide catabolic process
Molecular function (GO): cellulase activity
Source: RefSeq, a predicted model, not a curated record